Messenger RNA from Raphanus sativus (radish), 1472 nucleotides. RefSeq names its product protein trichome birefringence-like 12. The transcript is spliced from 4 exons. Bases 61 to 1284 code for a protein of 407 amino acids. Lineage: Eukaryota; Viridiplantae; Streptophyta; Magnoliopsida; Brassicales; Brassicaceae. The record is from RefSeq and is a predicted model, not a curated record. Gene Ontology annotation, molecular function: O-acetyltransferase activity. Gene Ontology annotation, cellular component: Golgi apparatus.
AAUAAAUUACCGGUUUAAUCGCAGUGAACGAACACUCUUCUCCCUCCGUGUGAUCUCUCGAUGGAGUUGGGAUCCAGACGAACCCACACGACGAUGCCGUCGAAGCUCCGAUCUUCACGUCUCCUACUCAUCUCCCUCCUCUUACUCUUCGUCUACUCCACCAUCCUUCUCCUCCGCCGUCCGACCCCUCCAAACCCCGUCUCUCCUCCGCCGUGCGAUCUCUUCUCCGGCCGAUGGGUCCUCCAUCCCGAAACUCCGAAGCCCCUCUACGACGAGACUUGCCCCUUCCACAGAAACGCCUGGAACUGCUUGCGGAACAAACGAGAAAACAUGGAUACCAUCAAUUCGUGGAGAUGGGCGCCCGAUUCAUGCGGGUUGAGCCGGAUCGACCCGACCCGGUUUCUAGAGACGAUGAGGGACAGGAACGUCGGAUUCGUCGGGGACUCUCUGAACGAGAAUUUCGUGGUUUCGCUGCUGUGUGUGCUUAGAGCGGCUGAUCCGAGUGCUGUCAAGUGGAAAAAGAAGAAAGCUUGGCGUGGGGGUUACUUCCCUAAGUUCAAUGUCACUGUCGCUUAUCACAGAUCCGUUCUUCUCGCUAAAUACAAGUCGCAGCCGAGACCUUCUGGAGAAGAAGCUGAUGGAGACGGAGGAGUUAAAGGGACUUAUUAUCGAGUGGAUGUUGAUGUUCCUGCUGAUGAGUGGAUCAAUGUCACUAGCUUUUAUGACGUGCUCGUAUUUAACUCUGGCCAUUGGUGGGGUUACGAUAAGUUUCCUAAAGAGACACCUCUUGUCUUCUACCGAAAGGGAAAGCCGAUACAUCCUCCUCUUGAUAUAAUGCAAGGAUUUGAAGUAGUUCUUCAGCAUAUGGUUUCUUAUAUCCAACGGCAAGUCCCGGCAAAGACUCUUAAGUUCUGGCGCUUGCAAUCACCAAGGCAUUUCUAUGGCGGUGAUUGGAACCAGAAUGGUAGUUGUCUGCUAGAUAAACCACUCGCCCAAGAUCAGCUUGAUUUGUGGUUUGAUCCCAGGAACAAUGGAGUUAACAAAGAAGCGAGAAGGAUUAAUCAAAUUAUCAAAAACGAGUUGCAAACCACAGAGAUCAAGCUACUUGAUCUGACCCAUCUAAGCGAAUACAGAGCAGAUGCUCAUCCUGCUAUCUGGUUAGGGAAACAGGACGCGGUGGCCAUAUGGGGACAAGACUGUAUGCACUGGUGCUUACCUGGUGUUCCAGACACAUGGGUUGAUAUCUUAGCUGAACUCAUUCUUAGUAACUCAAAAACAGAGUGAAUUCACUGAGAGACUUGCCUCGGGCAUGGAAAGUCAAAAUAUAUAUCUGAAAGGAUUCACCUUUUUCUUACUGUAAAAAUUAUUCAUUUUUUGUAGGGUUUCUUUGUUCCUUUUCCACCCACGUUACCAAACAUUUGACUUGUGUUGUGAACCUGUGAUGUUUCUUAAUUGAUUUCAUGUGUAAAUUA